Molecule: messenger RNA, 1296 nt
Organism: Pichia kudriavzevii
Lineage: Eukaryota; Fungi; Ascomycota; Pichiomycetes; Pichiales; Pichiaceae
Exons: 1
Coding region: 1-1296 (431 amino acids)
Source: RefSeq, a predicted model, not a curated record
AUGCAAAACGGAACUGCUUUAGCAGAUCUAAUUCGACUGAGCAGUCGAUUAAUGGCUAGUCAAGACACUAAAAUUGAAGAAGAAAGUAAUACCAAAUUGUGUGGUGGCUUUUAUGAAAAUGCAGGCCAAGAAAAUGAUUAUGAUCAAAAAACAAGCUUAGAAGAUCAGGAAAAAAGUCUUACAAACUAUUUGUAUACUUUUAUUAAAUCACAAGCAACAAUUGCUCUCGAUGAACCUGGUUUGAUUAGAGAUGACGAUGAGAGUAUAUAUGAAGAUGAAGAUUCGGAGACUAAGACGAUCUUUCGUUCUUCCUCAUAUGAUGAAUUGGUUGAACAAUCUGUAUUUAGCACGUUUAACGAAAACAACACAGAUGAAUCCUUUCAUAGUUUUCGAUCAGAUGAUUUUUGUGAUAUGGACUCUGAGCAAAAACGUGAAAACACGAAACAGCUUGCAAAUUCUAAUAGCAAUGUGUUACCACCGAAGUUGGUUAUAAAAGAGUAUCAGGAAGAUAAAAAAAAUGAAUAUAUGUACUUGUCUAUUGGUAGUGGAGAAAGUGUGCAAUUUGAUGAUGUGAUCCUUGAUGAUAUCAUAUGCGAUUGUUCCUCGUCAAAUUCUGAAAAAGGUGAAACGAAGGAACAUGAUGAUUUUACAAGUUUGACUUCUGAGUCAGAAAUUCAGAAGAUAGUUGAUACAAUAGUUAUGAAGCUGAAGCUUCAAUUGGAGCCAAAACUUAGAAAACUUUCCAAAGAGGCUGAAAAGUAUUCCAUUAUCAAACAAAUAUACAAUUUGCCCAGUAUUUCUAAUAUCAACGAAGAAAUCAAAAAAAACUUCAACCCCAAACCCAAAUCCUACUCCCUCGAGUUUCAUGAUGAUGUUAUUCGAGAAAUGGUUGGAAGAGAAAUUUCGGAAUAUGGCAAGGUAAAGGAUCCAAAAAAAGGAGGUUCAUCUUUUCCUGUUAUAAGCGCAAAUGAUCAAGUGAAGCUCAAUUUUAAUAAAUACAGGAAAUUAGAUCUCAUAGUAGAGGAAGACGAAAUUUCUCUAGAUUCCGUUGUUGUAACAUAUAAUCGUGACAAGGACAGGAGGAAAAUAAAGGAUAUUGAGAGUGAUAAGCUGAUAAAUAUACUUCGGGAACUUAGGCGUGGAACCUUCCCCGAUCUCAACAAAGUCAACAAUUUAGUUUCUUUGUUCGAAGGAUGUAAGGAUUCAUCCCUUGAGCCCAAGUCUGUAAACACGUUAAGCAACAAAGAUCUGAAACAGGAAAUCUUAAAAGAGCUACAUACCCGUAAUAUUAUUUAA